AUGUCGGCCGAAAAGCACAAGUGUGUUGAAUCAGACAGUUUGUUGGAUUGUGUUCACGGCAAAGAUACCGAGGCAUUCUUGGAGGAACUAGUACAAGAUGAAUUUUUAGACUGGCACUUGGGCGACGCUAAAAAGGAUACAACGCCAAAAAUAAAGCGCGAGAGCGAUGAUCACCCUAGUGAAACAUUGACAGGUAUCAAGAAUCUGGGUCAAAAACCUCUAGAGGAUGUGAAGAAAACAGGACACUUGGGCGCUAAAAAGGAAACAACGACAAAAAUAAAACGCCAGGGCGAUAAUCGCAAAACAUCGAUUAAAACCUUGGAUCAAAAACCUGAACAGGAUACCACGAAAACAGCGAAGCGAGAGAAAUCUGUCCCGAUAAAGCCCUCUCCAACUCCACAGCCGCAACGAAAAUGGACGCGUUUCCCUUCACGAUUAAGCUCACCUGACGACACAGCUCCAGAGCAACAAACAGCAAACGCUGCUUGUAUGGAAACAGAUGAGGUGGAUUCUGGCUCUCGUGAUAUCAAUAAGAAUAGUAGUACUGAUCCCGGACUAAAUUUUAUGGAUACAUUGCAAGAAAAUGAUUGGGAAGAUGAAAGCCAUGCCAAGUUAGGAAUCACGCACAAGACUAUGGAAAGAUAUCUUGAGGGUUUAUGGCACGAUGUGAAAAAAGGGCACCCAGAUAUACGCACAACGAGAAGAAGUUCAACAACCUCCUUGGACUCAAUAGCGAGUUCAAGUUCUUCAAAUUCUCAAGAUCAAGGUCACGACAGAAAGUAUCUAUUCGCUCGCACAGAAGAAGAAUUGAUCGAUUGUAAAAUGAGAGAUGUUCACAAAAAGUUUAGUGAAAAUAUUUGUGAUAACUGGGCAGACGACGUGGAACUAGCAUUGAUGAUAAUGAAGAGGCAAGCGAAGGGAAGAAAUAUGAAAAACGGGGAAAUGAAAAAAUUGUUAAACAACAUUUUGGAACAAAAGUAA
This is a messenger RNA of Porites evermanni, 981 nucleotides long. The record is from the annotation of a GenBank genome assembly. NCBI's taxonomy places the organism in Eukaryota, Metazoa, Cnidaria, Anthozoa, Scleractinia, Poritidae.